Molecule: messenger RNA, 8217 nt
Organism: Ooceraea biroi (clonal raider ant)
Lineage: Eukaryota; Metazoa; Arthropoda; Insecta; Hymenoptera; Formicidae
Gene: Tis11
Product: Tis11 zinc finger protein
Molecular function (GO): metal ion binding; mRNA binding
Source: RefSeq, a predicted model, not a curated record
AAAUUCGAGGGCUCGCGCUCUGAACGACUCUCGCCGGUUGCACGCCGGACAAACACGAACGCACGCACGCACGAAUCCCGUACAAGCUCCCUCUCCGAGAGACGGAUGCUCGCCGUGAACGAGUGAGUGCCAGAUCGAAUUCGACUUCGCACGUGAGCGACACGCAGCCGCGAGAGAGGCUCGACACGGUUCGCCGUAAAUCCGCCGCGACGCAUUUCGAGGAGAAGACGAGUGUCGGAGGGAGCUCGACUGACGGAGAGAAGGAGGGAAAGGGAGAAAGAGACGAGGAGUCGUGUCGCAGGUCUGCACGAACCCGUUCGUUCGCACUCGAUUGCUUGCGUGCUCUCGCGCGCGCGCGCGCACUCGCUCCUCUCUCUCGCCCCCGCUCGCGUUCGGACGUUCCUCGGACGUUCCCGGUCCCGUCCGCCUAACGACGUACUCACGGUACACGCGUGGCCGCGGUAAUCGCAGCGAAUACGCGACACAGUAACGACUGUCGCGCGCGUAGGUGCUCUCGAUGCGAGCCACGACGGCGCCCAACGACGCGCACGUCCGGAGUGACAGUUCUUUUGUGUUCCCCUGUUGAGGAAAGUCCCCCUUCCCCCCCUCGGCGGCACGAGGAGACCCGCGAAGCGUCUUCGACGACGACCGCCGCGAGGAACGAGAACGAGGGAGGAGACGCGAGGAGGAUCCAAGUAACGUCGGAGCAACGGCUCCACGUACGCAGUGUGUUUUUUGUGCGAAACCGAGGAACAUGUCGACCGCCGUCAUGAGUACCCCGAUGUUCGAGUGCAGCGAACAUAUUUUCAAGAACACAGCCUCGAAGGCGAAAGAACUACCAUCAAACUCGACGACAUCGAACACCGUGAACGGCACUGGUUCCGGCAGCAAUAUCGGCAACGGACAUAUACCCCUAAAGCGCAGCUAUACCUCCCUAAUGACUACGCUUAUCGAGCACCAUCGUAAAUUGGAUCGCAGCGUCAGCGAGCCUACGUCACGCUAUAAGACGGAGCUUUGCCGACCGUAUGAGGAGAACGGCUCAUGCAAGUAUGGCGACAAAUGCCAGUUCGCGCACGGUUACAGCGAGCUGCGCAACCUCGCCCGCCACCCCAAGUACAAGACCGAAUUAUGCCGCACCUUCCACACGAUUGGCUUCUGCCCGUAUGGCCCGCGCUGCCACUUCAUCCACAACUUUGAGGAGGCGCGCAUACACAAUCAAAAAGUGAGCGCUCAGCUGGGCUCAACACAGCCGAACCUGGUCAGCCUGAACCCGCUGAUGAGCGCGGCGGCUGCCGUGGCUGCCACGUCCGGCAAUGCCGCCGCUAAUGUCACGAACAAUGGCGCAGCCAUCAAUCCCGUUAACUUGUUCGAGCAUCUCACAGCGUCGUCGCACGUGGCCGUAGCCGCCGCCGCUGCAGCAACUACUACUUCCGGUCUCAUGAGGACAAACUCGCUGAGCCUCGGCAGCAGCGGCGCGAACGGCUACAGCCAGCCGCCGUUGCUGCGAACAAACUCGUUGAGUCUGGCCACGAGCCAUCAUCAUGCGAUGCAUCAUCAUCAACACCAGCAGCACCAUCACCACCAUCAUCAGAUGAAUGCCGUGAAUUCAGUGAUCGGCGCGACGAAGCCGAAACCGCUCAACCUCAGUCCAACCUUCUCCCUCGGUAGCGCUGCUGACUCGGUCUCGCCGUCCUCUAGCUUGAGCCAGUCGCCGACGAACUCGAUGGCGAGCUUCUUCAGCGACGACUGCAGCCAGCAGACGGCAUCCUGCACGAAUCUACCAACCACGCCGUUCAGUUUCUCACGCCAGGACUUUGGGCUGCUCGCUACGAGACAGAGUCCGAGUCCGCGCAACAACAGUGUGUGCAGUCCGCUUGGCUCUGACGAGGUGACGCCCAGGACACCCUCGCCGUUGUCGCCUAACGCAGAGACCAGACUGCCGGUGUUCAACAGGAUCAGCAGCACCCUGAGCGAUCUUGAGAACCUCAAGAUCUAGAGCAGAGUCCUCGGGUGAACAGCGUGGAAGGGGCCGGGCAAUCGAUGACGACUGAUCCCGUUGCUCCUGGGAUUGGCAGAGAGGCGGGAUAGAAAGAAAGAGUGUAGCGGAAUUGUGGUAGAAGAGCAACAUGAAUCGAGGUGACGAAGAUAGUUUCCGCGCGGCAUUGGAGGUAUAAAAUGCGUCUUCUUUCUCUUUCGCACACGAAGAGUUCGCGUGACUUGGUGUCCCUUUGUCCAUCGGUUUUCUGAAAAAGUGCUGCUUCCGAAGCACACGUCAGGUUUCUCCGCACUCUUUUUGAACGAUUAUCUUUUUUCCCUUUUUUAUAUACUAUUACUAUUAUAAUCAUCAUAUGUAUCAUUUCAUUAUAUAUUAUUAUCAUAUUAUUAUUAUUAUUAUCUUAUAAUAUUUUACUAUUACUGAUAUACUUGUGUCAUCGUUUAUUUUUUUCUUUUCUUGCUCUUCUUUCUCAUAAUCUAUCAUUAGGCGCGAGUUUAGCGAUAAAGUAAGAUCAGCCCGGAAGUCUCAGCUUACUCGUUUGGGACGUUGACAGAAACGAGAGACAAAGUAGCAGGGAUAGGGUUUUCAGGAGGCGACCGAGGAUACCGAUUGCAAGUUUGUUCCAAAACAUUUCUAUCGCGCAAGUCGUUCAUUGAUCUCACUUGGCGGGUCCUCGUUACGUCUCUUCCCUCUGAUUCUCGACUUCCGUCGUCUCUCGUUAUCAGGUCUUCGUGCCGCGAGUUACUUGAUCCGGGGCAGGUGAAAUGUUGCAAUAUCCAAAUAGCACGUACGGUUACGUUUCGUCGAGUUUCUUCUCCGAAGGAGAAAAAGGGUGGGGAAAGUUGUCUCGAGAGUGAAAGGAGAUGCGAGAGUGAACACUUGAAGAGAGUGAGUGAGAGUGAUGAAGAACAAGAGAGAGAGAGAGAGAGAGAAGGAUAAAGCAGAGGGAGUAUGUAUGAGAGACUAUGGCCGGGUGAGACCGAUUAAUGGCACUGCAAGAAUGGCGCCGAUCCGUCCCGAAGAGCGAUUGUCGCGAAAUGAUAUUUUUAAUUCAAGCACGCUUUACCCUUCGAACGACGUAAGUCUCCUCGCUUUCAGUUCAGGGGUACGUGCGGCGAAUGAGUUCGGUGAAGCUUCGUUGACGCGAAUUUACGUUUCUAUUUUUCUGCUUCUCCAUGUUUGCGCGGAUGUUUCGUUACAUUGGAGAGGAUUGUGUGAUGAAGAACAUGUGUGACUAUGUUCUGAAAUGAAGAUGCCGUACCGUCUUUCUGGGCAAACAUCGUUCUCUGAUAAUUUUCAUGUAUGGACCGUAGAGUAGAGACUAGUAGAAUAGUUUUAGGAUUUUUCUUUUUUUUAUUUUAUUCUUCGUGCAAAGAAUCGGGUAAUGUAGAUGGUAGAUGACGUUCGCGGUGGUGUCCGGGAAAUUCGGCGCGUCUUGCAGUGCGUUGACGGUUUGCCCGAAUUUUGCGCGAGUAACAACGAUAAGUGCCUUUUCGUAAAAUUCGAUUGUCUUCCAGUAUAGAUUACACGAUGCGAAUGGCGGGAGAGAAUGGUAGUGUAAUUGGGGAAGACAGAAAGAGGGAAAGAAACACAGUGGAAGAUAGAACCGGCUAGAGAGCAGGGAGGGAAAGUGGUGUGAUUGAGCGUGUGCUUCUCUAUGCUGUUUUCACUGCAAGUCUAAGCGUGUAACUUUUACGCACUUACGUAUGUAGAAUCAUGUAGUCACAUUUUACAUACUAAUAUGUGUUAUUCUGCUAUACGUUUUAUUUGUGUUAUUGUAAAUGUUAAGACUUGAAAGGGUCAAGUGCGUACUUUUAAGACACACUUACAUACUAAAUUACACAUUUAAGAAUUGCAUUUUUCUUUAAUUUCGUACCAUUUGUACACGAAACGUGUUAUUCAAUUAAACUUUAGUUUAAAUGGGUAAAUUUAUUUUUUAUGCGGCGAAGUGUGUAAGUUUUACGCGGAAAGUCAAAUUGUACAUGAAUGUAUACUUGAAUGUAUGAAUGUAAGUUUACACAUAGAAAUGUAUAGUUAUUGCACAUUUGGAUUUGCAGUGUUGCGUCCGACAGCAAUAAGUACGUGAAAUAAUUGAGUAAAGAUAUAUUUUAUGUUAAAGAAUACGCGCACACAUACAUACACAUACACAUAUAUACAUAUACCGAGAUAGGGAAGGUACAGAUUUUCGUGCGAUCGAACUGUUGGGAAUCGUGUCCCGACGAGCGCUCGUCUUACCAAACGAAGAGGAGCGCUUCUCUCUCGUCGCAAGACUCUCAUCGAUUGCCUUUCAUAUUUCUUUUUUUACAUACACAUGUACAUGUUAUAUAUUUAACGAUCGUGUUUAUUGCACCCGUGGUCGUGACGAGGAGAGAGAGAGACUCACUUCGGCGCGAACGAUAAUAAAUGGUGAUGCCGGUCUAUUUCGUGGUACGUAUCGUCCUUUCCCAAUAAAAAAAUGUGAUAACUAUACUACUAAAAAUAUGGGAUCUAUUGCAUAUAGAAAUAUUUACUAUUAAUAAAAAUAUAUACUAUUGCAAUUGCGCAAAUAUGGAAGAGAGAGAGAGAAAGAAAGAACGAGAGAAUAUGCGUGUAUGAAAGGGAACUAGAGAGAGAAAGAGAUAGUCGGAAACUCGCGUGGGUCGAACGAUUCUUCGAAGAGACAUUUGUAACGUUCGUGACGCAAGCCUGUUUGAAAAACGAGCUUGGAAUCGUAGAAAUUACGCUCGUCACUCGCGAUCUUCGAUGGGAGAGCGUCGACCCUCGCGCUAAACAGUGAAUGUGAACUGCGAAUGAAGAGCGAAUAAACUAUUACAAAAAACAUUGCAAGCAUGCCUGUAAGCUGACGUGGUUUUCGAAAAUCGAUAUCAUUUUGUAUAUAAACGCUAAACUCUUAUGCUUAUGCAAGAAAUGUUUAAUUUAUACAUGAAAGUAAAUUUUGUUAUUGUAGAUUUAGUCUAUUAUUAUUAAUAUUAUUAUAUUAAUAUAAUUAUCUUCCAUAGCAUCAUUAAUUAUUAACUAUAUUAUUAUAUUACUAUUAUUAUAUUAUUAUUAUUAUAAUUAUAUUAUUUUUCAAGUAAUAUUACAUUCUCAUAAUCAGCGCUGCCCACUCAUAAACGUUUCGAAAGACACUUCGACCGAUUGCUCCUUGGUUUUCUCUAUAACUACUCUUCUUUUCCCGUACGUAUAAACGCGAGUGCUUCCUAUUUCGCCACAAGUUGCACCCCACGUAAUCGGCGAUGCUCCGAUUGCUAUCACGUUAACAUUAUAUAUUAUUAUUAUUAAUAUUAUUAUUUUUAUUAUUAUUAUUAUUAUCGUCGCUACCUGCGUUGAAUCCCGCCGUAUCAAUCAAUCUGAUCCUCAUCGCCGUCGUCGUAGAAUCGAAAAAGAAGUCCCCCUGCCGCGUGCAGACUAUUUAUAAUCAAUUGUAAAUACGUACUUCACACGUUAUACAUAGAACCUCAAAAUUUAUUAAAUAUAUGCUUUACGCACGUUUUACAUCGCACGGCACGUGUUAUCAACACAAAGAGGAAUUUUAAGUGGGAAGUAUCGGGACUUCUCUCUGAUCGAAAGUUAUCUUAGCAGUUUUGUCUUAUUUUUAAAAUAUAGAUAGGAUAAAAUCACGGCAAGAAACGAAUCGCGAUGCGUGAUGAGAGAAUGAUAGAUGGCUAAGAUAGGGGAUAGACAGAUAGAUGGAUAAGAUGGGGGGCAAAAUUCGUCGUUACUCACCCUUAGAGGAAAAAGAAAAAAAUAAUAAUUGUGCGACAGUCCAACGCCGCGUCCGUCGCGAAAUCGAGAUGUGUGAGGAAACGUGCGCGUCGCCAUUAAAUGUACGGGGACACGUGGAAGCGACGACGGCAUCCCGAUGCUUCUCUUUCCGAAACAGCACAGCGGCUGGACGCGCCGGUUGGGGUCCCAAAAAUGCGCCUUAUCGAACUAAACGAGAAUCAUCCGUUCAAACUUCCCCAUCGUGGACUUAUACGCGUCUUUUGACGUGAGAGUUUUUUUAUAUAUAUAAAUAAAAUUAGAUACACGAGUCCUUAUUUUUGUCUGAUUUUUUUUCUUUUUUAGUCACCGAAUAAAAUGGAAAUGUUUACUUUGUGAGACCGGCAUUUGUCUUUGUCAGCGAGAUGCUGGAAAAAUAUAGUCACUUGAGAGAUAGUUUUGUUUAAUUUAUUUUUUCCGAAUUUUAAAAAAUUCUUUAUUUACUUCGUAAUAUGACGAGAAUAUAUACGUCGCUAUUAUUUUUAAAUUAAAGUUAUUCCUUGAGUUUGAGUAUUUUCUGUUUUAUUCUUGCACACAUUCUUCAAUUAUUAGAAUGACUAACGGAAUGCAAUUAAUUCAAUCGUGUCAGUCCACCCCUCCCGAUAAGUAGGAUUAAUCUCAGUUUAUUUUCAUGAUUCUGAUGACCAUUAGCUCUUUGCGGAUUAGAUUUCCCUUUUAUGUUUCCAAUAAUUUCACAAAGUGUCUCGACAUUCAAUGUCAAUUCUUUGAAAUUGGUUCAAGUACUAUACAUACUAUAACGCGGCAGCAUGUUCACUCGAAUUUCGUCGAGCUGAUGUUUUUUCUAAAAAAGUUGAUUUAUUCAUAUAGUUUGCUCAAGCUCUGACGCAUCGAGGGACUCUAUAUACCGCAAGCCAGCCUCGCGUUUAUCCUCCUGUUAUAGACUUGACCUGCAUAUGCUUGCAUAUCAAAUAUCUACAUUUUCUGCGUAUAAAUAUCUAAUAACAAAAUAAUAUACCUUAUGUGUAUGUCUCUUUUUUAAUUUAAUAUAUUUAUUUUUUCAAUCAAGUAUUUAUAUAUUUAUACAAUAUUUUAUACUGCGUUCUCUUCACAGAUUAGAUACACGCUAUAUAUAAUAACGCGCGUUACGAUGUAAUGUGAAACAGGUCGAUCUCUUGGCUCUCAGAGGAAACCGAUAUCCCGCCUGCACACAUGUACACGUGCGUAUACGCAAAUCUAGUACACACACACGUACACACACGCGCACCCAUGCAAAUACACACACUUGUACAUCCUUUACACACGAAAACGUCUGCGUUCGUUUGUUUCGCGGCCCGUUUCUUCCUUUGUAACGCUUCCGAGUCCCUUUUCCGAUUUCCUUUCGUCGGCCAGCACGCAAUCCGUUUCCCCUGGCCAGGCGGAAGACGGUCGUCUCUCGCCGCGACUCGAUGAGAGAUCGCAGCGAGAGAGUGAGAAAUGAGAGAAGCGAAAGCUCGUUUUGCGUAUACUUAAACGCCUUAAAUGUGAUACUCGGCCGAUUGUCCCCGUUCGCGAAGAGACGGAAGUGCUCUGUCGCGCGCGCAGGUGGUCGGCUGUGAAAGAAAAAAAGUGUCUUCGGUGAUACACGUUAAAUGUAUAUUAUAUAUUUGCGCGACAAUCGAAAUGAGAGAGGAACGAUGGGAGCCAAUUGAUAGGCUGGCGGGAGUCGUUCGAGUUUUGCCCACAACAGGCCGGAGCGCGUCCACCUUCUCCGCGCCCGAACGCGUCACGAUCGCCUUUUUCUUCCUUUUAAAUUUGACUUUUCACUCAAUCAGUCGAAUCGUGCGGGAUACAGAUGAUUUUACACUGUCAUGUUUAAUUGAGUACAAAUUGUCAAUUAUUAACUAUCCACGCUCUCCGCUACCUCCAUCCUUCGUAUCAUUUUGUGAUACGGGAGAGUGAUUUUAGAUUGACGCGUUUUGAAUUUUGACCGGAUCAAGGGCGAUUGGCGAUCGUCGACAGUUCGGUGAGAUGCAAGGGUAAAUUUAUCUCUUUGCAUGGGCAUGCUCGAACGGCUUCGGUCUAAUCCACAGUGGGACCAUAACCAAUGAUAACCGUCAGAUGCGUAUAGGUUUCCGUUGUCAGAGGACUCGCGGGCUUGGAAAAAGAAUUGUAACGGGGAGAGGAGUCGGAUGUAUGACCGUUCGGUCUCGAGGGGAGUUCCCGAAAGGGAGAGAGAGGACGACCGACGUCCUCGCAGGGACGAAUUCUUUGGUUUGGAUUUUUCUUUUUUUUAUUUCUGUUCUCUCUCUUGGUUCUGCCAGCUCGAGACCAGGCACGACCGACCGUUUCCUCUCCCCGAUGAUCUUUUUUUUCUUUCAUUUUGUUACGUAAAGUAACGCACUCGGUAUACGCUGUGUAUACGGAGUCGAAGUCUCAUGUAACACACGAAAACGUAAAACGUAGUUUGAUAAGUAUUGCCAACACUAUCUAUUUAAUACAUUUUAUUAUUACAAAAUAAA